Messenger RNA from Metopolophium dirhodum (rose-grain aphid), 3057 nucleotides. Its product is annotated as 6-phosphogluconolactonase. The transcript has 5 exons. The record is from RefSeq and is a predicted model, not a curated record. Bases 2149 to 2886 code for a protein of 245 amino acids. NCBI's taxonomy places the organism in Eukaryota, Metazoa, Arthropoda, Insecta, Hemiptera, Aphididae. Gene Ontology annotation, biological process: pentose-phosphate shunt; carbohydrate metabolic process. Gene Ontology annotation, molecular function: 6-phosphogluconolactonase activity.
UGGUAAUAGCAUUUCAGGACAAAACAUUCCAGAGUUGCAAAUUUCAAUCUAUUUUUUUAGUCCCUGAUGGUAACAAAAUAUUUCCAUACUAGGUUCUGUAUAUGGAUUGUAAGCAGGUUUAAAUUUGAUUUCAGUCAUUCCUAAUCGUUCAAACAACAACAGAAGGACUCCAAUCAAAUCUCCCAAAGUUAAAUUGUUAUCAGCUAUUACUCCUACUUGUUGAAACUCUGCCAAAUGAGUAGCAUCCAAAGUCUCAUUUCGGAAUACUCUGUCGAUACUAAAGUACUUAGUCGGUUUAAAAUCUUUAGCUAGGUCAUACAAUAUAUGAGCACUAACAACUGUAGUAUGAGUUCUCAAGACAUUAUUCUUAGCUUCGUCCAAAGACCAAUCAUAGCCAUAUCCUCGAGAACCAUAGCCACCUUUAGAAUGUACUGUUUUUACCUUGCUUAAAUAUUCUUAAGGAAAUUUUUCACUAGUUUGAGAGUUUUCCAAAAAAAAAGUAUCAUAAGAGUCUCUUGCAGAAGUGCUGGAUGUUGUUGAGGUUGGACUAAUGCAUCAAAAUUCCAAAAUGAGCUUUCAACAAAAUUAUUAGUUGGCAUUUCGGUAAACCCCAUUUCAAGAAAUAUUUGACGAAAGUCUGAGCGAAUUUUCAAUAAAGGAUAUAAGCAACCGGCCGAUUGUGGUUGGCCUCAAGCUUCAAAAUUGUAAGGCUUGAAUGGAGUUGAUUUCCAUGAACCAGAUGAUUUAAUUUCUGUAGUUAGUUCAGUUUCUAAUUUUACAAUAGAUGUUAUAAAUUCUGGACCCUUACCUGCAAGAAGUAAUACAAUUAAUUAUAAUACAGAGUAAUGAUUUUAAAAAUAACUUUUUAUAACUACUUCAUGAUUAAGUUUUCGUUUUUAUAAUCCAACUUAUUAGAUUCAGACAUUUGAUCAUGGGAUGCUUUCAAUUCUAUCAAAUUUUCUUUAACCUUAUCAACAACUGAAUCAACUUAUUCAUCACUUUGUUUGCUGCUCGAUCAAUGACUAUCCAGCCCUUUGACAUUGCCUAGCUAAACCCAAUUUUUGCAUUUGGUAUUAACAGUAAUUCCUUUUGAUGUAUCUCAUCAGACAGAACCGCGUUAUAUAGGUUCACCUCAUAACUACCAUUCAAUAAAACUGAUUCUCCUUCAUCAGUAAGUUCCCAAUAUGUGCUUGUUACUGGAUCAACAGUUAUAAUAUUUCCCAAUGCCAAUAUGCUGUUAACAGCACCAAUAAUUUUUUGAUGAUCGAUAUUGUUUUUUUUUACUUAGGUCCCAUGUGCUAAUGAAACCUUUGAUAUCCUUUCAGCUGCUCUGAAUCCAUAAUUAAAGAUCAUUGAAAAAUUAGGAUUUGACAAAAUAUAGUUGUAGUAAUAAUAACACAACAAUUGAACAAUAGGUUCAACGAAAUAAACAAUAUAACUUAUAAUAAUAUCAUGACUUAUAUUUGGUAAUGAUUAUAUACAUUUUACCAAACUAUUCAAGAUUCAACCGACAAUGACAGGUUCAGAACUCACAUUUUACAAAUUACAAUUCAAAUUUCAACUUUAGGGCCAUUAUAAAAAUUGAAUGAAAACUUUACAACCAUAGAGCACGAUUUAAGAUGGUAACACAGAAUUUAUUCUGUUAUAGUACUAUCUUAAACCGCGGAGUGACCAUAGAGACUAUAAAAAAAAAAGCAGGUCAGGUUAUAUCUUUUUUUAUAUAGAGUAGCCAGGGGUAUAUCACAGAAUAGUUGGAAUAUUACUGCCAUAGACCUAUAAACAGGUUAGAUAGCGCUUAGAGGGAGAGGUCAGGGGCUUAUAUGUUUUAGAUCUUAUUAUAUGUUCAUGGUCAGGGGUACGACCAUAGGACAUAGACAUAUCAUUAUAUGCAUGGCUAACAGGGCCGGACUAGGCAGGGUUACUGGGAGUUUCCGGUGGGCCGCUUGUUUGGAUUGUGGAUUGGGGCGCUUGUACUCGUAGGGAUGUUUUUUUUUUAGGUUUAUCGGCCAAGGCUCAUCCUGUUCGACAGACAGACGCAUUUUCUACUACGAUUGUAUUCGAAAACUAUUUGGAGUUGAGGAAAUUCCUCAAAAUAGUUUUGAAAAAAAGCGGUGAUUUUGUGUCCAAGCUAUAAGUACCUAUUGGAAAAUGGCUUCAAAAGUAAUUUCGGUGUACGAGAAUACGCAAAAGCUGGGCGCAGAACUUGCCAAAAAUCUCUCGGAACUUGCUAACGAUGUGCUGGCUGAAGGUGGAAAUGCUGUUUUUAAAAUUGGACUUUCUGGUGGAUCUGUCGUGUCGCUGUUAUCUGAAUAUUUAGCCAAAGUUGACACAGAUUGGUCCAAGUGGAGAUUUUUUUUUUGCGACGAAAGACUGGUGGAUUUUAAUGAUCCAGAGUCUACAUUUGCUCAAUAUAGAGACAAAUUUAUCUGUAACCUACCUAUCAGUGAAGAUCAGUUCAUUAAAAUAAACCCUCAACUUUCUGUUGAUGAGGCAGCUAAAGAUUACAUCCAAAAGAUAUCCGUGUAUUUUGCACCCUACGAUUUGCCUCGGUUUGACGCAUUGAUAUUGGGUGUUGGUCCUGAUGGACAUACAUGUUCUUUGUUUCCUGGACACAAAUUAUGUGAAGAAACAUCAGUAUGGGUAGCUCCAAUUUCUGAUUCACCAAAGCCUCCUCCAAACAGAAUAACUUUUACAUUUCCAAUCCUCAACAAUGCCAGAUACUGUGCGUUUAUAGCAACCGGGAGCUCAAAAGCUGAUAUUUUGAAGCGCAUUCUUAAAGACGGUGAACAAUUACCAGCCAAUUGUGUACAGCCAGUAAAUGGUAGUGUACAAUGGUUAUUAGAUGAAGCUGCAGCCAAGCUAUUACAAGAAGAAACAUCUUUGUAAAUUAUUUGUUAUUUUAAACAAGGUAUUGGUUAAGAAUGGAAAUUAUUUAUUUUUUAAAUUUUGGUGUCUGACAAAUUUUAUCCAGAUACAAUUUAUACUCUAUUUGUAUUUAUUUUAUGUUAUGUGUAAAAGAAAACAUCUAUCAAGAAGUAAAUGGUUUAUAAGUUAUAA